CCCGCCUCCGAGGCGCCUGACGCUGAACCGCAGCCCCUUCUCAUUUCCAGUCCCGCAGAUCUCCAUUUUCUUCUUUCGCGAUAUUCAGUAGCGGAGGAGUGAAGAUUUGGAAAAAUGAAUGAAGAAUACGACGUUAUCGUUUUGGGCACCGGGCUUACGGAAUGCAUUCUAUCAGGAAUCAUGUCUGUGAAGGGGAAGAAGGUUCUGCACAUGGACCGCAACUCCUACUACGGAGCUGAGAGCGCCUCUAUCACCCCUCUUGAAGAUCUCUACAAGCGCUUUGAACUUCCGGGAAAACCUUCUGAUUCAAUGGGAAAAGGCCGCGAUUGGAAUGUGGACCUCAUUCCGAAAUUCCUGAUGGCCAAUGGUCAGCUGGUGCGCAUGCUGCUGAUCACCAAGGUGACCCAGUAUCUGGACUUCAAAGUGAUUGAGGGCAGUUUUGUCUACAAGGGGGGCAAAAUCCACAAAGUUCCCUCUACCGAGACUGAGGCUCUGUCAUCUAGUCUGAUGGGGCUCUUUGAGAAACGGCGCUUCAAGAAAUUGCUCCAGUUCAUCUCCAACUUUGACGAGAGCAACCCCAAAUCCAUGGAGGAAGUUGACCCCCAGAAAACUACCAUGAGGGCCAUUUUCCAAAAGUUCAGCCUGGGCCAGGAGGUCAUGGACUUCACCGGCCACUCCCUUGCCCUCUACCGCACAGACGAUUACCUGGAUCAACCAUGUGUUGAGACAAUAAACAGGAUCAAGCUUUACAGUGAGUCUCUGGCCAGAUAUGGCAAGAGCCCGUACCUCUACCCACUGUACGGCCUGGGAGAACUGCCUCAAGGGUUUGCCAGACUGAGCGCCAUCUACGGUGGGACGUACAUGCUGAACAAGCCCAUUGACGAGAUCGUUGUGGAGAACGGGAAGGUGGUUGGAGUCAAGUCCGAGGGAGAGAUUGCCAGAUGCAAGCAGCUGAUCUGCGACCCCAGCUACGCCAUGGACCGCGCCACCAAAGUCGGCCAGGUGAUCCGUGUCAUCUGCAUCUUGAGUCAUCCAAUUGCCAACACUGGUGACAUCAACUCUUGCCAGAUCAUCAUCCCCCAGAAUCAGGUCCAAAGGGAGCAUGACAUCUACGUUUGUAUGAUCUCCUCUGCUCACAAUGUGGCAGCACAAGGCAAGUACAUCGCCAUCGUCAGCACCACGGUGGAAACAAACGACCCUGAGAAGGAGAUCAAGCCGGCCCUGGACCUGCUGACGCCCAUCGAGCAGAAGUUUGUCAGCAUCAGUGACCAGUACGCACCCACCGACAUGGGCGCCGACAGUCAGAUUUUCAUCUCCCGCACGUAUGAUGCCACAACUCACUUCGAGACAACUUGUGAUGACAUCAAAGACAUCUACAAGAGAAUGACGGGCUCAGACUUUGACUUUAACGAGAUGGAGCGCAAGAAGCAGGACACCUUCGGCGACGCCUGCGACUAGAGGCCUGCUGCCAUCCUGAUGAUUACACACAGCGACAACUGAAACAAAAAAUAGUAAUUAAAAAAAACACAAAUGUACACACCUAUGGGCUGGCUGGUCAUCCGAGUAAAUGGUUUAGCCCAUUCAUGAUAUAUAUAGAGAUGAUAUAGUAUUGUUGGAUAGGGUUCAGGGAGGGAGUUUUGCUUUUUAAGCCCACACUCGGAUGGAUGUUGCACUAAACGCUGGUUAUGGCUGGUGUACAGUAAUGCCCUACAUUCUUCUAGCGCAUCAUGUCAAGAUGAUUUAUAGUCCAAAGAUGCCGAAUCAAAUAAUAAUUCACAAAACUAUCUUAAAUACUGGGUAUGUUUGGGGUGUCAAAAUGGUUUGUCAUUGUAUAAAACGCGUUUGGAAGAUAAAUAUUAUGUAUACAUCAGA
Pungitius pungitius (ninespine stickleback) is the source of this 1872-nucleotide messenger RNA. It is a transcript of the gene gdi2, whose product is annotated as GDP dissociation inhibitor 2. Lineage: Eukaryota; Metazoa; Chordata; Actinopteri; Perciformes; Gasterosteidae. Gene Ontology annotation, molecular function: Rab GDP-dissociation inhibitor activity. Bases 115 to 1458 code for a protein of 447 amino acids. The record is from RefSeq and is a predicted model, not a curated record. Gene Ontology annotation, biological process: small GTPase-mediated signal transduction; vesicle-mediated transport; protein transport. The transcript is spliced from 10 exons. Gene Ontology annotation, cellular component: cytoplasm.